UUCUUGGUUCCUGACCUCUACCGGAAGUAGAAGAAGUGAUUUGAAGUAUCCGCAAUAUGGCGGGUAUCUUUCGGACGAUCUAUGACUGGCUCCUAAGGAUGUUUUGGGCGACGGAGAUGGAUGUCACGAUGAUCGGACUGCAGAAUGCGGGGAAAUCGUCGCUGUUGCGGGUGCUUGCGGGAGGAGAGUUCACUGUAGACUCGAUUCCAACGAUCGGAUUCAACACGAAACGGGUCCAGAAAGGCCAUGUGACUCUAAAGUGCUGGGAUCUUGGGGGCCAGCCGCGGUUUCGACCAAUGUGGGAGCGAUACUGCCGAGGGGUUAAUGCGAUUGUGUAUAUAGUGGACGCGGCCGAUCGUGCCGCCCUGCCAGUCGCCACAGAGGAGCUUCACGAGCUGAUGGAAAAACCUUCGCUUGACGGCAUUCCUCUGUUGGUUCUGGGAAACAAGUCCGACCUUCCGGACAAACUGUCGGUUGACGAACUUAUAGACGCUAUGGAUCUCAAAUCCAUCACGCGCCGUGAGGUGAGCUGCUAUGGAAUCAGUGCCAAGGAGGAGACAAACCUCGACGCCGUCUUGCACUGGUUGAUCGCCAGAGCAAGCAGAUGAGAUAUAUGCGGGAUGCAGCCUGCAGUGACGGCCUAACAACAAAGACUCUCAUUAUCACCUUUCGCCUUAUCCUCGUCUUCCACACAAACAAUUGUAGAUUCUCAUAAUAUCGGCUCGCCGCCUCAGUUUUAAUGACCUUGAUGAUGUGAUCCAGGCACAUGAAUGGAGCGAUUGACCUUUUUCUUGGCGCGGUUUUGGAGUCCUUUGCGACAAGUAUGUUCCCACCUAUUGUCGAAAUGAUAUCAAGCCAUUUUUUUGUAUCAUCACCAAGGAUAUCUGUUUUAUCUAGCAGGGAGGGGGCAUCAGAUCAGCUGACAAUCAGCUAGCCCUCUGCUGCUAUUUUGAUUUGAUUCCAUGAGCCAUCAAGAACCUAAUCAAAGCAGUAAAAG
Aspergillus novofumigatus IBT 16806 is the source of this 997-nucleotide messenger RNA. RefSeq names its product ADP-ribosylation factor-like protein. Gene Ontology annotation, cellular component: lysosomal membrane. Gene Ontology annotation, molecular function: GTPase activity; GTP binding. Gene Ontology annotation, biological process: protein transport. The transcript is spliced from 6 exons. NCBI's taxonomy places the organism in Eukaryota, Fungi, Ascomycota, Eurotiomycetes, Eurotiales, Aspergillaceae. Bases 57 to 608 code for a protein of 183 amino acids. The record is from RefSeq and is a predicted model, not a curated record.